Macrobrachium nipponense is the source of this 2522-nucleotide messenger RNA. RefSeq lists its product as uncharacterized. The record is from RefSeq and is a predicted model, not a curated record. The transcript has 4 exons. Bases 52 to 1749 code for a protein of 565 amino acids. NCBI's taxonomy places the organism in Eukaryota, Metazoa, Arthropoda, Malacostraca, Decapoda, Palaemonidae.
AGGCAGAAUGCAGGAAUCACUAGUGGCUUCUGAGGUCCAGCAACGUGCACAAUGGAGAUCAACAUGCUGAUCCUGUUCCUGGGGACUGUUGCUUUAGUAGCAGCUUCUCCACAGCUGGACUCCACUAACCAGCAGGCCGUGCCAUACAGCUUUGCCUACGGUGUGAACGCUGGAGACACAGGGGAUCGGAAAGAGCACAAGGAAACCGUUUCGCCCUCUGGUCUGACUGAAGGAGAGUACAGGUGGCUCCAACCAAAUGGAUUAUACAGGGUGAUUCGCUACACCGUUGACGGCACGUCUGGAUACCAAGCAGUUGUCAGUGAAGAAGAAAUAAGAGAGGAUGUUGCUACUUAUUAUACCAACAGCUUGCAAGAAUCUGGAUCUUCACAAGGCAGUCUCAGAAACUUUGGAAAUCAACAAUCUUUUAACAGUUUCCAGGCUGGAAAACAAAGAUCUGGCACCACAAGCACCUUUGGAAAUCAACAGUCAUUGGCCAGCUUUCAGAGUGGUAGCCAGAGAUUCUCGAAUGUUCAAGGUGGUGCUAACAGUCAAGGAAAUCAACGGUCAUUAACCAGUUUCCAGAGUGGUGGACAGAGAUUUGUGAACUCCCUAGGUGGUGCUAAUAUUCAAGGAAAUCAACAGUCACUGACCAGCUUCCAAAGUGGUAGCCAGAGAUAUGGAAGCUCCCUAGGUGGGGCUAAUAUUCAAGGAAGUCCGCAGUUAUUGACCAGCUUUCCGAGUGGUAGCCAGAGAUAUGGAAGCUCCCUAGGUGGUGCUAAUAUUCAAGGAACUCAACAGCCAUUGACCAGCCUCCAGAGUGGUAGCCAGAGAUUUGGGAACUCCCAAGGAAGUGCUAAUAUUCAAGGAACUCAACAGCCAUUGACCAGCCUCCAGAGUGGUAGCCAAAGAUUUGGGAACUCCCAAGGUAGUGCUAAUAUUCAAGGAAAGCAACAGUCAUUGACCAGCUUCCAGAGUGGUAGCCAGAGAUUUGGGAACUCCCAAGGUAGUGCUAAUAUUCAAGGAAAGCAACAGCCAUUGACCAGCCUCCAGAGUGGUAGCCACAGAUUUGGGAACUCCCAAGGUAGUGCUAAUAUUCAAGGAACACAACAGCCAUUGACCAACCUCCAGAGUGGUAGCCAGAGAUUUGGGAACUCCCAAGGUAGUGCUAAUAUUCAAGGAAAGCAACAGCCAUUGACCAGCCUCCAGAGUGGUAGCCAGAGAUUCGUGAGCACUCUAGGUAGUGCUAAUAAUCAAGCAAAUCAUCAGUUAUUAACCAGCUUCCAGGGUAAUGACCAGAGAUUCGAGAAUUCCCAAGGUAGUGCUAACAGUCAAGGAAAUCAACGGUCAUUGACCAGCAUCCAGAGUGGUAGCCAGAGAUUUGGGAACUCCCAAAGAGGUGCUAACCGUCAAGGAAUCCAGCAGUCACUUAACCUCCAGACAAAAAGCCAAAGAUAUGGAAACAGCAGAGAUUCUUCACUCCAAGGUUCUAGCAAUGCACAGAUUCAAAACCAAAAUCAGAAUCAAGGUAUUGCUGGCCAACAAAAUGAAACCCCUGAAGGUCGUCAAACUUUUGGAAACCAAGACGUGAGCAGUUCACAGAACUUCCAGACCCAAGGUUUGAGCAGCUCUCAAAAACCACAAAACCAAGCCUCCAACAACUUCCAGAGUUCACAGACUCUUGGAUUAAGUAACUUGCAAAGCCUCCAAAAUCAAGGAUUUAAUGCAGAACAGAGUCCUCAAGGCCAAUAAUUCAACAGUGCUCAGAAUUUCCAAAACCAAGAAUUAAGUGAUGUCCAGAACUUCCAGACCCAAGAGUUUAGUAAUUUGCAAGAUAAUCCAAACUUUGGUUUUGAUGGAGAUAUUAAUUCUCAGACCCAAAGUCAAGCAUUUGGUAGAGGAACGCAAAACUUGGGGGCUAGCAACUUUCAAAACAUCCAGGGACAAGGCUUCAGCAGCCAACAGAAUCUUCAAAACCAAGAUUUUCGUGGAAACCAAAAUUUCCUGAACACAGAUUCCACUCUUUCUCAAACAACCUUCAAUCAAGACUCCAACAGAGGUUCAGCACUUGCUAACAGACAAAAUUGCCUAAACAAAGAGCUCAGUGAUGCAGUACACUCUUCCCAAGCUCAAGAUUUCACCGGAUCUCAGAAUUUCCAAGAUCAAGGCUUUGGAGGCAACGUAAGCUUUGGUGGAGAAAUCACUAACAGUGGAGUAUUCUCCGGUGGAGUUGUAGACACAUUAUCCUCUACUGUUGGGUCUGGAGGAGAGUUGUCGUCCAGAGUUACUAUCAAUUCUGAUUCUACCAGUUUUGAUAACACACAAUACACAAAUGGUAGUAACGGCAGGAGUGUGUCUGUUGUGUAAGCUAGUCAUAAUCACAGUUUCAAGAACUGAUUGAACUCUCUCCACCCACGUGCUUUCUAACCCACUCUCAUUGUGAUAUCUUAGUUUUAAUGAAUUUGAUGUAUCCAAUAAGACAAUUAUUUGUUACUUGCUGGACUUGCAGUUAAUAAAAAUCGCCA